Messenger RNA from Triplophysa dalaica, 2182 nucleotides. RefSeq names its product gamma-crystallin M2-like. NCBI's taxonomy places the organism in Eukaryota, Metazoa, Chordata, Actinopteri, Cypriniformes, Nemacheilidae. The transcript is spliced from 3 exons. Gene Ontology annotation, biological process: visual perception; lens development in camera-type eye. The coding region runs from base 1661 to 2182 and encodes 173 amino acids. The record is from RefSeq and is a predicted model, not a curated record. Gene Ontology annotation, molecular function: structural constituent of eye lens.
CCGUUAAAGAUAGCUAAAUAUUGUGAGACCCCUGGUUGUGGAAGAAUACAGUCGCUGCAAAACUGUCUUUCGGAUUCCGAUAUUAGGAAUGUGGGGUUAAAGUUGAUUUUAAAGACGUUCCAGCUCAUUUGGGAAAAAACAUGGAGCGUUUUUAAGAGAUCGCUUUAUGUGCCCUGAGCACUAUUCAGACCUCUAGUCAUUUGUAUUAAUUGCAUGGAGGCUGCUUUGAAGUGUUUUGGUAUUAUUUUCGAUGCUGGUUGAUAUCCAUAAGCUACCGGAGUCUCCCGUUUGUUUAUUUAUCAUUGAAACGUUUGUAACAUUUGAGACCCUCGAUCACGGUGAUCUUUUGUAAAAAAGUAAAAUCAUCUCGUGCGAUUGCGUCCCAUGAAAUAUGAUGUGGGGAGGUCAUUUAUAAUCACAGGAGGUCUCCAGAUAAUACUGAUGCCAUGCGUAAGCUGUGAAUGAUGCUUAUGUGUGACCUAACGCUACGUCUCGAACCAAAAUUCACAGACGCCACCAACUACGCAAACUGCUAUCGAAUAAAAACGAUGGGUGUUUACUUUCAAGUGUCUUCAAUGUGGCACGUCCAUUGAAACGGAGCGUUCACAGAGCUGGCCUAAAACCAGCGUAGAAAAUAGCCUAUUACUUAUUGAUUUUGAUGUUUUUUGAUGUAAAAACCAUGUGAAUGUCAUAAGUAGACCGCAUAUAACAGUAUGAAACAAUAAACAAUGGCAGUCCAUGAGAACUUUAAUACUUGACAAACUGUAUGAUAGAUUCCUUAAACCUACCCCUAUUCCUAAAGGAGAAACAUGCAGCAAUUUCUAAUUUUCACUUAAAAAUGUAUUAUUGAUCUAUUAUCUGUUUACCUCAUGGGUAAAAUGUGAGUUUUUUAAUGUCAAAGGUCCAUGUGUUUUUUUUUUCUCCAGUGAACUACUGGAAACCAAGAACGAGGAGAAAAAACAGCCACUCUUUAGAAUGUUAGCAUCAACUUGUCUGCAAGAUAUGCUAAGAUAAGACUGUUGUUCAGGUCUUAUUUACCGAAAAAUAUUUGUUAUAUACCUAAUAUUACAAAAACUGGAAACUAAUGGAAUUUAAGAACUAGAUUGUCCUUAAUAGUGUGAAGACAAAAGAGAAAAUGUAUUUAAUCACAUGAGUUAUGAGUUAAUUAAAGAAUGCCUACUGUACAUAGUCUGAUAUACACUUUAGAUUUAAAUUCCAAAUCCUCACUCAAGAUUCACUCAACUGAGACAGAUGUCUACUUUCAAGUCAGAAUAGGUGACCACUAUUAUCUAUGUUUUAACUCAAUCCUCAGUGUUGUGUAGCAAUACUUUGAGAGGGAAAUCACAAAGCACCGAAUGUAAACAUUAUUCCAAAACACUCAGCCUUCAAAAAAUCUAAAACAAGUAAUAAGAAUAGACACUCUGUUUUGUUCGGUAUCUGGUUUGUUAGCAUGUAGUUAUGAUAAUAAGAUCUAUGCAACAAGCUUUAGUUAGUAUGUGCUGUAUUUCAAAAUGCACUGUCAGGAAUUUACUAACAAUAGAGGCUGUGUAGUCUUUUGUCUCGGUCUAGUAUAAAGGUACGAGUGACAGCAGUCAGCCAACAAGCAGAUUCAGCUUCAGCUUCUCCUUUGUGAAAAUACUAAAGAUCAACCAACACAAACAUGAAGGUCACUUUCUAUGAGGACAGAAACUUCCAGGGUCGCUCUUAUGACUGUAUGGGCGACUGUUCUGACAUGUCCUCCUAUCUGAGCCGCUGUCACUCCUGUAGAGUUGAGAGUGGAUGCUGGAUGAUGUACGAUAAUCCCAACUACAUGGGAAACCAGUAUUUCUUUAAGAGGGGCGAGUACUCUGACUACAUGUCUAUGUUUGGAAUGGGCAGCAGUAUCAGAUCCUGCCGUACGAUCCCCAUGCACAGGGGAUCCUACAAAAUGAGGGUCUACGAGAGGGAGAACUUUGGAGGUCAGAUGUAUGAUAUGAUGGACGACUGUGACAGCAUCAUGGACCGCUACCGCAUGUCUCACUGUCAAUCCUGUCAUGUGAUGGACGGUCACUGGCUCAUGUAUGAGCAGCCCCACUACAGAGGAAAAAUGUGGUGGUUCAAACCUGGAGAGUACAGGAACUUCAGUAAUAUGGGUGGAAAUAGAUUCAUGAGCAUGAGGCGUAUCAUGGAUUCCUGGUACUAA